CUUCCGGUUCAACACGAUGAAAUAAAAUGGCGGCGCCCAUGUACAACGUGUUUGUGGGAGCUGAAACAGGUUUAUUGAAAGGCAUCACCUUGAAAAAGGCACAGUGGAACAACCUGAAUGCUCUUGCAAGUGCUGAUAAAGAGAAAGAAAUAUGCGCCAUAUGUUGGGAUAAUACAGACGAGUCGAAAGUAUGUUUUGGUUUGAAAAACAGACAGGUGCUUGUUUAUGAUGUUGAAAAUCAAUCACUUGAAGACGAAAUUCACACGUUGGACGGAGGCAGUGGGAAAUUUCGUGCUAUAGCAAAAGUUGAAGGCAACUAUUUGACAGCCGUGGAAUCGGGUCUAGUCAAACUCUGGGACGAUGUCGACAAGAAAACCAUCGAAAUUGAAGCAGGGAAAGAUUUGUUUUGCAUGGAGCAAAAGCCACAAACUCCCAAUAUCAUCGCUACUGGGGGAAAAGAAAAUGAACUAAAACUGUGGGAUCUUCAGAAACAUUCCGAACCAAUAUUCAAAGCAAAGAAUGUGAAAAAUGACUGGUUAAAUCUGAGAGUUCCAGUUUGGGUAAUGGGUGUACAGUUCCUUCCAGGAAGCGAUAAGAUUGUCACCUCAACAGGUCAUCACCAGGUCAGAGUGUAUGACCCACAGAGUUCACAGCGUAGACCUGUCCUUGACAUUGAAGUGGACGAAUAUCCUCUUACAGCAAUGUCAUUGCGCCAUGAUCGAGACAAUCAAGUCCUCGUUGGUAACACACAGGGAAAGAUGGCAUUGGUUGAUUUGAGGAAUGGGCAAGUCGUGCAAGUUUAUAAAGGUUUUGCUGGAGGUAUACGAGAUAUCAAAUGUCAUCCCACGAAACCCCUUGUUGCAUCUUGUGGUUUGGAUAGGCAUUUACGUAUACAUGACAUCGAUUCUAGGGAAAUGGUCAACAAAUUGUAUCUGAAGUCAAGGCUCAACUGUCUCCUCUUUUCAUCAAGAGACGGAGAAAAUGUCAUGGAAAAUAAGAGUCAGGUUCAUGAAGAAGUGGAUGUAGAGUCAGGUAUUGAAUCAGAAGAAGAUGAGGAUGUUUGGGAGAAUCUUGAACUUGUGAAAACCAGGACUCUGAAAAAGAAUGAGAAAGAAAUUGUUGUCAAAGAAGAUAAAGUUGAUAAAAAGAAGAAAAAGAGAAAGAAAUUGGAUAAACAGAAAGAGGUUCCCACAACCAAGAAGAAACGUAAAUGAAGCAGAAAGACGUUAACCAUGCCGUGAACUAAAAACACAUUUGGGUGUCAAACAUUUAAAGACUAUAAUAGCAUACAGAAACAUGUCAACAUGAAACGAAAAUUGUCACCUAGAUUAACAAUGGUGCCAGUAGGGUUUUUUCCAUCAUGUUUUGGUUUGGUUUGUUGUUUUAAGCUGCGCUCAGCAAUAUUCCAGCUAUAUGACGGCAGUCUGUAAAUAAUCGAGUCUGGACCAGACAAUCCAGUGAUUUACAUCAUGAACAUCGAUCCACGCAAC
Haliotis rufescens (red abalone) is the source of this 1490-nucleotide messenger RNA. RefSeq names its product WD repeat-containing protein 74-like. Gene Ontology annotation, biological process: ribosomal large subunit biogenesis. NCBI's taxonomy places the organism in Eukaryota, Metazoa, Mollusca, Gastropoda, Lepetellida, Haliotidae. Gene Ontology annotation, cellular component: nucleolus; preribosome, large subunit precursor. The coding region runs from base 27 to 1214 and encodes 395 amino acids. The record is from RefSeq and is a predicted model, not a curated record. Gene Ontology annotation, molecular function: protein binding. The transcript has a single exon.